AUGGCCGCGGAGAGCUGCCACCCCCGCGGCCUCUCCUGGUUCGCCAGGUCCUGCAUCCCCGCCGACCCCGCCCGCCACAUCGCCGUCCCCGUCCCCAUCUCCGCCGCCUCCACCACCACCAACACAGCCUCCGACACCGAGGAGUCCCCCAUCUCCGCGCUCCCCGACGAGCUCCUCCUCGACGGGGCCACCUUCGCCCGCGCGCUGCUCCAGCUCGGCGCAUCCUCCCGCCCCGACCUCGAGGUCGCCGCGCUACCCCUGCCUCCGCCGCUCCUGCAUUGCGUGGGCUCCUCCUCCUCGGCCUUCGCGCACGCGCGCGCCGUCGUGUUGGGCCGCGACGUGUACCUCAUCGGCCGCGGAGCCACGCUGCGGGUGGACGCGCUCACGGGCGCGGCGCGCGCGUGCGCGCCCACGCUGUUCCCGCGGAAGAAGUUCGCGGCGGCGGCCGUGGGCGCGCGGAUCUACGUCGCGGGCGGGUCGGCGCGGACCGCGGCGGUCGAGGAGUACGACCCGGACGCCGACGCGUGGCGCGUCGUGGCGGAGGCGCCGCGGCGGAGGUACGGGUGCGCCGGCGCGGGGGCCGGCGGCGUGUUCUACGUCGCCGGCGGGGUGGCGGUGUCCGGGCACCCCGGCGGGGACGGUGGCGCGCCGCGGGCGCUCGAGGCGCACGCGUGCGCCGGGUCGGUGGACGCGCUGCACGUGGCGUCGGGCGCGUGGGCGUGGUCGGCGCGGCCGCGGGCGGUGCCCGGCGGCGGCUGCGUCGUGGGCGCCUGCGGCGCCGGGGACGGCCACCUCUACGUGGUGGCGAGCCACGCGGUGGACCUAUCCUUCUGGCGGUGGAGCGGCGGUGGCGUCAACAGGGGUGGUGACGUCGGUAGAAGCGCCAGCGGGUGGGUGGCGCUGGAGGCGCCGCCCGUGCCCCGGGGCUCGGUGGGUCUGGGCAUGGCGGUGCGCGUGGCGAUGGCCGGCGUCGGCGCCGACAGGGUGGCGGCGGUGGUGAACGUGGCCGCCGUGAGGGGCCACAACGCGGCGGGCGGCGCACUUGAAGGGUUCGUACUGGUGUACGACAUCGUCGGCGGCAAGUGGAGCCGGGCGCCUGACCUGCCGCCAGGGUUCCGGCGCGCGGCGUGCGCCGCCGUCGAGUGCUGA
Molecule: messenger RNA, 1149 nt
Organism: Setaria italica (foxtail millet)
Lineage: Eukaryota; Viridiplantae; Streptophyta; Magnoliopsida; Poales; Poaceae
Product: F-box/kelch-repeat protein At5g26960
Exons: 2
Coding region: 1-1149 (382 amino acids)
Biological process (GO): negative regulation of cytokinin-activated signaling pathway; regulation of phenylpropanoid metabolic process
Molecular function (GO): protein binding
Source: RefSeq, a predicted model, not a curated record